Messenger RNA from Arabidopsis thaliana (thale cress), 1184 nucleotides. RefSeq names its product xyloglucan endotransglucosylase/hydrolase 25 (gene XTH25). Bases 57 to 911 code for a protein of 284 amino acids. The record is from RefSeq and is marked reviewed. Gene Ontology annotation, biological process: glucan metabolic process; xyloglucan metabolic process; carbohydrate metabolic process. The transcript is spliced from 3 exons. NCBI's taxonomy places the organism in Eukaryota, Viridiplantae, Streptophyta, Magnoliopsida, Brassicales, Brassicaceae. Gene Ontology annotation, molecular function: hydrolase activity, hydrolyzing O-glycosyl compounds; xyloglucan:xyloglucosyl transferase activity. Gene Ontology annotation, cellular component: apoplast.
CAACACAUAAGGUCCCAAUGAAUGAUUUCAAUUCUCUAUCUUAUUGACACAUAAACAUGGACCGGUCCACUUUCAUCUUAUCUCUACUCUUCACACUCACUGUCUCGACUACGACCCUCUUCUCUCCGGUUUUCGCAGGAACGUUCGACACAGAAUUCGAUAUCACUUGGGGUGAUGGUCGUGGCAAGGUUCUUAACAACGGAGAGCUUCUCACUCUCUCCCUCGACAGAGCCUCCGGCUCUGGUUUUCAAACCAAGAAAGAGUAUUUGUUCGGGAAAAUCGACAUGCAGCUCAAACUCGUCCCUGGAAACUCCGCCGGAACCGUCACUGCCUACUACUUGAAGUCAAAAGGUGAUACGUGGGACGAAAUCGAUUUCGAGUUUCUUGGUAAUCUAACUGGUGAUCCGUAUACCAUGCAUACGAAUGUGUAUACUCAAGGCAAAGGUGAUAGAGAACAACAAUUUCAUCUCUGGUUCGAUCCAACCGCUGAUUUCCACACUUACUCUGUUUUAUGGAACCCUCAUCACAUCGUUUUCAUGGUUGAUGAUAUUCCGGUAAGAGAAUUCAAGAAUCUACAACAUAUGGGUAUCCAGUAUCCAAAAUUGCAGCCGAUGAGGUUAUACUCGAGUCUAUGGAACGCGGACCAGUGGGCUACAAGGGGAGGUCUCGUUAAGACUGACUGGUCCAAGGCACCAUUCACCGCUUCUUACAGAAACUUUAGAGCGGAUGCAUGUGUUUCCUCGGGCGGAAGAUCAUCUUGUCCUGCCGGUUCACCUAGAUGGUUCUCUCAAAGGCUUGAUCUAACAGCGGAAGAUAAGAUGAGAGUGGUGCAGAGGAAGUACAUGAUCUAUAACUAUUGUACGGACACCAAAAGGUUUCCUCAAGGAUUUCCAAAGGAGUGUAGACACUAGCUACGAGAAUUAAUGUGUGAUCCGAAACUCCAAAGCUAGUAUUGUAUAGGUUCGUCUAAAUUAUAUAUGUAAUGUUUAUGUUUAUUUAGGUUCUGUAAUAAGCAAUUUCCCCUGUUUCUAUGUAGAUAUUCUCAUAAUAAAAUGGGCGUGAGUUAUGUUGGUUCAAUAAAUGUUAGAUUAUGGCUUUGCAUAUCUUCAUGAACAGUAACCUUCUCGGAUUGUGUCCAACGGUAGGCAACCUUUUCCUUGGAGAAGAGGUCAACCUAUCUAACC